AUGCCUUCAACAUCAGAUGAUGUGUCCACGUUUGUGGUCACCGAGUUUGUCACGGCCACACUGGUAGAUUCUCAGAAUUCGACUGUCGAUGACGGAGACAGCGGGAACAUGGCAACAGAGGUAGUCUGGACGACUUUAUUCGUUGUGAAUACUUUCACGGCGGGCGCAGGCGGUAACGAAGAACCCCUCACGACUUCUGCAGUUGCGCCUCCCGUAUCAGUCUCGUUCUCAACAUCAUCUGCGAAACCCACCGUCACCGGCAAUGCGAGCGGCGCCACAACCGGCCAAACCUCAUCGACAGCAUAUCCCACAAGCAUCACACCCUUACACCCAACGGAGAGCGAUAACCCGGGCAACCCACAAGGUCUCAGCAGGGAAGCAGAGACCGGCAUCGGCGCUGGGCUCGGCGUGGCCGUGAUUCUCCUCAUAGCACUCAGCGUCGCGUUCAUCCUCUAUAGACGAAGACAUGUGACCACCGCAGUCGCCACAAACAUGCCGCCAAGCUCACAGCUCGAUCACGGCCCGAACGAUCCUCAGGCACCGUGGGAUCCCGAAGCACUGGGACGCACAUAUCCAGCGGAGCUGUACGGGAGUCAAGGUACGCACCAGACAGGGAAGGAUGGUUCGGUAGUUCCCAUCACCUUUGAAGCCACGGGAUCGAUGCAGGAGCAGUUUCGUCAUCAUAGCCCAAGACACCACGCGAUGCACAUACCAAACUCUGUGGAGAAUGGAGCCAGCCAGCCUUAUCCUCUGAUGGGCAACGGCAAUGGCUUUGGCGAGCUGCACGGAAACUCGAGGCCGUUGCUGGCGGAGCUGGGCACAAAAGAUUGA
This is a messenger RNA of Microdochium trichocladiopsis, 831 nucleotides long. RefSeq lists its product as uncharacterized. The transcript has a single exon. The record is from RefSeq and is a predicted model, not a curated record. Bases 1 to 831 code for a protein of 276 amino acids. Lineage: Eukaryota; Fungi; Ascomycota; Sordariomycetes; Xylariales; Microdochiaceae.